GAGACACGUUUCAGUAGCCGCACAGCUGCCAGGGCGCACAGCAACGACUCCUCCCCACAUCCAUCAUGGCCGAGCUACGUCCAUUGACCGCCGAGCUGCGCAACAUUGCCGAGACGGAGCUGAACGAAGUGACGGAGCGGUUGCCAGCCGACUUGGAUGCUCUGCGGGAGUGGCUCGGCAAGCAGCCGCACCUGAGGGCUCGCCAGGAUGCCCAGUUCCUGGUGGGAUUCCUGCGGGGCUGCAAGUUUAGCCUGGAGAAGACCAAGUCCAAGCUCGAGCACUUCUACACGAUCAAGACCCUGAUGCCGGAGCUCUUUGCCAAUCGAGUCGUGGACGCCAAGACACUGGCACUGUGUCGAACGGGUACCUAUGUGCGGCUACCCAAUGCCUGGGGACCCGCGGGACCACGCAUUGUGAUCACCAACUAUGAGAAGUUUGAUCCGAAAGUCUUUAAGCUGUUGGACCUGUUUCGAUACCAGACGAUGCUCUCGGAGCAGUCCAUAUGGGAGGACGACCAUGCCAAUGUCAGCGGCUACAUUGAGAUUAUCGACAUGGGCAAGCUGAGUCUGAGUUUCGUGGCCCAACUGGACUUUAACCUCAUCAAGCGAAUGGGCGUCUUCGCUGAGAAGGCACAGCCGACCCGCAUCAAGGGCAUUCACUUCAUCAACUGCCCCAAGGAGGCGGUGGCGCUUCUCAAUCUGGCCAAGGGUCUCAUGCCCAGCAAGCUGCAGCAACGAUUUUUUGUGUACAAGAAUCUGGAGCAAUUAAGCAAAGUCAUACCACUGGAAUACCUGCCCGAGGAGUACGGUGGCAGCAAUGGGCGCAUAUCCGACAUUCAGGCGGAGGCAGAGCGGCAGCUGCUGGACUACAGCGACUAUUUCAAGGAGGAUUCUCAGUAUGGGGUGAAUGAGCAGCUGAGACCAGGAAAACAAGUCAAUGUGGAGUCUAUCUUUGGCGCGGAGGGCUCUUUCCGCAAGCUGGACAUCGACUAGAGAUUCUAUCAAAUUAGUUGUACAACGAUAAUAGUACUAGUAAAAAUGCUUUCAAUUAA
This is a messenger RNA of Drosophila subobscura, 1051 nucleotides long. RefSeq names its product alpha-tocopherol transfer protein. The transcript has 3 exons. Lineage: Eukaryota; Metazoa; Arthropoda; Insecta; Diptera; Drosophilidae. The record is from RefSeq and is a predicted model, not a curated record. The coding region runs from base 66 to 992 and encodes 308 amino acids. Gene Ontology annotation, molecular function: phosphatidylinositol bisphosphate binding. Gene Ontology annotation, cellular component: membrane.